AUGUCGCUUUUCGGUCAACCUGCGGCCCCGUCCACGGGCGGCGGCCUCUUUGGACAAGCCAACAACACCGCAAAUAAGCCCAGUCCCUUCGGCGGAGGUGGUGGUCUCUUCGGAAACACCUCGACGACAAACACCACGCAGCAGAAUACCACGGGCGGAUUGUUCGGAGGCGCGACGCAGACUCAGCAACCGUCGGGAGGAGGUCUUUUCGGCGGCGCCACGAACACGCAGACUCAGCAGCCAUCAGGCGGCCUGUUCGGCCAAACCGCGACCCAGCAGAAGCCAGCCGGUGGUGGUCUUUUCGGAGGAUUGGGGCAGACGCAACAGCCCCAGCAGCAACAACAGCAGACUACUGGAGGGAGCUUGUUCGGACAGAAACCCCUUGGAGGAGGAGGAGGGUUGUUCGGUCAGCAACAGCAGUCGCAGACACCGCAGCAGCAAGGUGGUGGUCUGUUCGGAGGGUUGGGUCAGACGCAGCAGCCUCAACAACAGCAGCAACAACCGAGUCUGUUUGGAGGGUCUCUACUAGGAGGGCAGCAGCAGCAACAGCAACCGGCGCAGCAACAGCAGCAGCCCCAAUUGGGCCAAACUCAGAUGGGUCAGUCAACGGCACAGCUCGGUUCGAGUCUGUGGGAGCCGGGUCGUGCAGUUACCGGAGUCCACCGCACCGUACCGAUGCAGAUUCAGAUCGUGAAGGACAAGUGGGAUGCAUCCAGCCGUGCCUCUCCCUUCCGCGCGUACUUGUAUAACAAUGUCGGCGAAGAAAUGGCACCAUUCUACCAGCCGGGUCCGGAGGACGAUGAUACGAAAUGGGAGGAUGCGCUGCGGAAGCGGCCUGAUUCGGGAUAUGUGCCUGUGCUCGUCAAGGGCUUCUUCGAGCUGGGCAAGCGCGCGCAGCGCCAGAAGGACUUCCUCACCAUGAUGCAGACGCGACUGCACGAGAUCAACAACUGCCUGUCUGAUCUACUGUCUCGGCACGAUCUGAAGAUUUCGGUCAAAAUUGCCGACUGCCGCCGGAAACACCUCGUCCUCAGCAAGCGGUGUCUGGCGCUUGCGGCUAAGACGCAGGUGCUGCGGAAUCGGGGCUACGCCAUGGAUGACGCGGAGGAGGAGCUGAAGAAAAAGCUCAGUCAGCUGGAGCGGUCGGUCUUUGACCCGUCACUGAACGGACGAGCGGAGGAGAUCUGGGCGCGCAUGCUGGCUAUCCGGGAGCAUUCUCGGCGUCUACAGCAGGAGAUGGAGCGGGCCGGGCCCGGCGCGGCGGCGCAGGCGGACGACGAGCUGGACGAGCAGACGAUGAAGACGGCCAAGAAGAUAUUGGAUGACUACCACACGCAAAUCCAACACUUGCAGAAGGAACUCGAAGCAGUGAGAAAGGACUUUGAGGAGGCACAGAAGCUUCCCGGGGGUGCCGUGAACCACUGA
Molecule: messenger RNA, 1425 nt
Organism: Aspergillus niger
Lineage: Eukaryota; Fungi; Ascomycota; Eurotiomycetes; Eurotiales; Aspergillaceae
Exons: 3
Coding region: 1-1425 (474 amino acids)
Biological process (GO): NLS-bearing protein import into nucleus; protein localization to nuclear inner membrane; nuclear pore organization
Cellular component (GO): nuclear pore; nuclear pore central transport channel
Molecular function (GO): structural constituent of nuclear pore
Source: RefSeq, a predicted model, not a curated record